Messenger RNA from Oncorhynchus kisutch (coho salmon), 3051 nucleotides. Its product is annotated as myoneurin. Gene Ontology annotation, molecular function: DNA-binding transcription factor activity, RNA polymerase II-specific; protein binding. The record is from RefSeq and is a predicted model, not a curated record. The transcript has 9 exons. Gene Ontology annotation, biological process: regulation of transcription by RNA polymerase II. NCBI's taxonomy places the organism in Eukaryota, Metazoa, Chordata, Actinopteri, Salmoniformes, Salmonidae. Bases 277 to 2439 code for a protein of 720 amino acids. Gene Ontology annotation, cellular component: nucleus.
UGUACAGUCCUAAAUAAAUGCACUGUCACGUUCCUGUUUGGAUACAUUCAAUACAGAGACAUGAACCAGUUUGUCUUUCCACUUCAUAUAAACGUUUUAAUGUAUAUUUUCAAACAACGCGAGACCUGAGCAGUGGACUGGAGUCGUGGUCUGACGUCAUCCGAAAAUGGCUACUUCGUAAAAGGAUUUAUAUAAUACGAACACCCGAUACACACUUUCAACCAAACAUUAACAUUAUUAUAAAGGUUUGACCCCAGCGUGAACCCGGAAGCAGUAAUGUCACAGCUGGCCCACAGCGAGCACCUGUUGGAGCAGCUGCGUUGGCAGCGGGAAAGCAACGUUCUGUGUGACAUUACGGUCGUCGUGGGCGACACGCUGUUCCGAGCGCACCGUAAUGUCCUGGCGGCGUUCAGCGGGUUCUUCUCCGCACUGCCUGACAGAGGUCACCUGGUCACAACCCUUAACCCGGAGUUUGUCAGUGAGCAGGCCCUGAACACCCUGCUGAAAUACAUCUAUUCUGGAGAACUACUCACUGACAGUGAUGGGUCGGAGGCCGUGCUGGGAGCGGCGGUGUUCCUGGGGAUGAGGGAGGCAGAGCGUCACCUGAUAGACAAGUCUGACAGCCAACGGGAGAUGAGGAUAGAGUCAGCCUCACCUACCACCUCCCCCCAUUGCUUAGCUUCACCCCCCAGCCCAGAGUCGUUCAAGCCCUUGUCCUGCGUUUCUGGAGGGGGCUCGGUAGAGAGGGAGGAGGAAGAAGAGCGGGGAGAUCCAGAGUACACCCCUCCCUCCCCAAGCCCCCCAACAUCCCCCCGAAGAGGAGCGAGGAAAAGAAAGGGAAGAAAGCCCAAGGCCACACCUCAAAACCAACCCUUGCCUAGCAACCCAACAUCACCUAGCCAUGACGACACCCAAGAUGACACAACAGUCUCCCAGCCUCAGAGGGGCAGGGGGAGGGGAAGGGGGAGGGGAAGGGGGAGGGGAGGAGGAAUGAGGAGGGAUCUGUCAUUGAAGGUGUCAGACCUUCAGAUCGUUGAGGAGAAUGUGACAGACCUCAGCCCUUCAUCAUUGAAACCUGUCAAGAGGCAAAGGAGGAGCAGUGGAGAGAGGAGAGGAAAGAAGAGAGGCAGAGGCAGAGGAAGAGGGAAACUGAAGGAGAGCAGAUCGAGCGAUGGAGAGGGGGAUGAGUGGAAGGCUGGGUUGAAGAACCAACAGGUGAAAGAGAAGCCAGUGUGUGCUGAGUGUAACAAAGAGUUCUCUGAGAUCAGUAGCCUGAGGAGACACAUGAGGAUCCAUAAAGGAGUGAAACCUUUCCAGUGUCUCUUCUGUUCCAGAGCCUUCACACAGGGAAACCAGCUCAAGACUCACCUCCGUAUACACACAGGAGAGAAGCCGUUUGCAUGUUCUCAGUGUGACAAGGGUUUUGCCCAGAAGUGUCAGUUGGUGGCUCACUGUCGAAUGUACCACGGAGAAGAGAAACCUUACACCUGUGAACAAUGUGGGCUGCAGUUCGCUACCUCAUCUAACUACAAGAUACACUGCAGGAAGCACAGUGGAGAGAAGCCGUAUGUGUGUGAACAGUGUGGGAAGGGUUUUGCCCAGGCCAGCACUCUGACCUAUCACAUGAGGAUCCACACAGGAGAGAAACCUUACCAAUGUGACGAUUGUGGGAUGGCCUUCUCCGUCUCUUCCUCUCUCAUCACACACAAACGCAAACACACAGGUGAAGCUCCACACGAGUGUCUGGUGUGUCAGAAGGCCUUCAUUACCAAACGAGAACUCAACAAACACUCCCGCAUCCACAACGGUGGAGACUCAGCUGUUAAGCAGCGUGUGACAUGUGAGCUGUGUGGAAACACCUACGCUGGCCUGAGCAGCCUGAAGAAACACCAAGAGAGACAACACUUAGUUCCAAUGGCGGUUCCAGAAUGGGUUCUCCUCCACAACAUUCCUAUCGACCACCAGGGGCUAAUCUCCCGCGAUGCGCCCAGCCCCAUGCACGAGGAGCCAGGCAACCCUGACCCCGAGGAGCCAGGCAACCCUGACCCCGAGGAGCCAGGCAACCCUGACCCCGAGGAGCCAGGCAACCCUGACACCGAGGAGCCAGGCAACCCUGACACCGAGGAGCCAGGCAACCCUGACACCGAGGAGCCAGGCAACCCUGACACCGAGGAGCCAGGCAACCCUGACACCGAGGAGCCAGGCAACCCUGACACCGAGGAGCCAGGCAACCCUGACCUCGAGGAGGCAGACAACCCUGAACCAACGACCCCUAACUUGAGCCCAAACCCUCUCAGUGUUCUAGUAGAACAGUUGCGUACAUCUUCCUCCAACUUCUCUUCCUCACUCUCCCACUGUGAUCCAGCCUACCCUGUCGAAGACAUGGAGCAGAUCAUCAUCAUUAGAACUUUGGACAAUGACCCCUGCCCUGACCCCUGACUCAACCACCUCUGACCCCCUCACCCAGAUCCUAACAUAACUCUCUCAGGCUUGGAGUGGAUCCAACCUUUUUGAAUGGAUCAACGGGACCUACAGGAUCCAAUAUGAAUCAGCUGUAGUGUCAGAUAUAGAACUGUGAAUAGUGUGGAUGUUGACAAAUCAUAUAUGUAAUUACAUUUACAUUUUAGUAAGGUAGCAGAUGCUCUCAUCCACAGCGACUUACAGUAGUGAGUGCAUAACUUUUUGUAAUUCACUCCAUCUUUUAAUGAAAUGAACUCAUUCAGAUCUAAACAUUUAUUUGAUUGUAUGUUUGAAAUGUUUAUUACUAGAGAUAAUCACUGAGGACCUACCCACAGAACAGCCAGGCUCACCAUCUCCUGGCUUUGCAUUUCUCUACACAUCCUGAAUCGUCCUCUGUUCAAUGUUCUGGUUUUAAUCCCACGUCUCAGUAACAUGGGGUUUAAUGUCUUAUGGAAUCUAGAGGUAGUAUUGAGAUGGAUAUUUAUGAAAAGUCAAGGUUUUUAAUUCAACAGCUCUUCUUUAUUCACACACCUUGAUUUUUCCCCCCAAAAUUGGUGUUACAAAGUGGGAUUAAAAUUGAUUUAAUUGUAA